Molecule: messenger RNA, 1447 nt
Organism: Triticum dicoccoides
Lineage: Eukaryota; Viridiplantae; Streptophyta; Magnoliopsida; Poales; Poaceae
Product: protein MKS1-like
Exons: 1
Coding region: 37-1053 (338 amino acids)
Cellular component (GO): nucleus
Source: RefSeq, a predicted model, not a curated record
ACGGGGCCUGAUCCAACAGUCACCAACAACUAUCGUAUGGUGGGAGGUGAUCGGCCGGUACUCUCAUCGGUUAGCCGACGGCUAGCGCCUACUAUAAUCUUUGGGAAGCACACACGACUUUUCCUUGGCUGUUCAGGUCAACAACCACCUUGCCCCGUGGGCCGUGGCUUCCUGCUGCUCCCGUUGAUUUCUUGGCAGCGUCCGUCCACAGCUAGAAACCAAAGCACACUCGUCUUCUUCCUUCCCCAUUCUGUCGGCUACUCUUCUUCCUCCUCCUCCCGCUGCGAGCGAUCCAUGGACGCGUCGUCGUCGGAGGACCGUCAGUCACCACGCAGCAGGCAGCUGCAGCUGCAGGGCCCGCGCCCCCCGCGGCUGUCCGUCAGCAAGGACUCCCACAAGGUCAGGAAGCCGCCCGUCGUGCCGCUGCCUUACGGAGCCCGGCAGCAAGCCCCCAACCACCGCCACCAGCGAGCUCAGCCGCAGCCGCAGGCGCAGCAGCCGCGGGCGCCGGUCAUCAUCUACGACGCCUCGCCCAAGGUCAUCCACACCCAGCCCGGCGAGUUCCUGGCGCUCGUCCAGCGCCUCACCGGCCCGGGCGCGCCGGCCCAGUACUCUAACUCUACCGAGGCGGCGGCGGAGCCCUCUGCCGUGCCGCCGCAGUUUCAGCCGCAGGAAUCACUUUUCUCGCCGGCAGCGAGGUACGCCGCCAUCGAGAGGUCCGUCCGGCCGCUGCCGCCAGGGCCCGCGCCGUACGCCGGCUCCUGGCUGGAUCUGGAUGGCUUCGCCGAGGUCCUCGGCUCGGGACGGCCCGGGAUCCUCUCGCCCGUGCCGUCGGCGCUGCCGGCGGCGGCCUCGGUGGGGCUGUUCUCGCCGCUGCCCUUCGACACCGGCUCCCUGUCCUGGCUCAACGACCUGAGCCCGUUCCUCGCCUCCGCCGGCGCCCGCGACGCGCCGCCCUUCGCAUCGAGCCCCGGCGGCCUGCUGCUCGCCACGCCCACCGUGCCCUCGCCGGGGAUGAUGAUGAGGUUCUUCAGCGACUUUCCGGACCUGUAAAUUAACUUUACUAUUUGAUUUGAUUUUUUUUUCUGCGUCCGGGUUUAAAUGGCUGCCUCAGAACUACCAGCGAGUAGGUGUGCUUCGUCUGUGGGUGGUUGGCUAAUCAAUCGGGAAAAAAAAUACUCCUGCUGAUUGAGUAUUAAAUUGAGUAGAUAGAUAGACAUUGCUCCUGUUCAUUGUUUCACAUUGUCAACUGAUUGAGUAGGUAGAAUGGUAGUGUAGGUUGUGCUAAUCCUUGUUUCAAGAUUAUUGACUCUUGGUCUUGGGAGCCAACCAUGUUUGGUGUGUGGGUGCUUCUUUCAAUUCAUUCUAAUUGUGUUACUUGUAAACGAAGGUGUGAUAUGUCGUUUCUUGCCUUGUUCUUAUUUUAAGUUUGAUGGUUAUAUGCUUU